Messenger RNA from Suhomyces tanzawaensis NRRL Y-17324, 1287 nucleotides. RefSeq lists its product as uncharacterized. The transcript has a single exon. Bases 104 to 931 code for a protein of 275 amino acids. Lineage: Eukaryota; Fungi; Ascomycota; Pichiomycetes; Serinales; Debaryomycetaceae. The record is from RefSeq and is a predicted model, not a curated record.
GGUAAUAUCCGGAUUUGCUCAGGGGUAUUGCCUCCGUGUGCUAGAUAUUGUGAUACGCAUUGCACCGCACUGAUUUGGAGGAUAUGUCACAUUUCAUAAGUAUAUGAAAGUAGCCAUGUCAUCCCAGAUAAAGACCAAAAUGAGUGGUACACUGGAUCAGAUGGUUCCUCAAAGUUACGACGAGUCCAACAAUUGGCUUCUGCAUCCCAGCGUUGAAGUGGCUAAUACCACAACAAGUUCCGUGCCGAGCGACAUUUCAACUGUUUCAAACACGUUUCAGCGUCACAUCACAUCCACAGGCAGUAACCAGCUUACAGCAGUCAAAAUGAAGAGUGGAGUCACCGAGAACAUCCUCUCAUUUACAGAGUCACGUCCGUGGGGAUUCAAGUCUAGUCCCAAAGAGCUUGAGUAUCGAGAUGGCCUAAAACAGAUAUUUAAUAAUGGGGUAGUUCCAGUGCAAACGGGCUUUAAAACACUCCUUGAGCAACUCCUGGCUCGACUAGAUGACUACGAGAUCGAGCUUCUGAGCUACCAGCAGAACUUGGAACUUCAGCAACAGUUCUUGCAGGAAAAGACAAAUUAUUUAAAUCGCUACCAACGGGUACUAUUUCUCCGGGAACAGGAAUUGGGGCAGCUAGUGCGUAGAAUGCAUGCUACCGAGGCCCUCAUCGAAUUGAAGACGACUAUCGUGUCUAAGAAGAGCGUUGCCAACAUUCGAAGGUAUGAAAGCACUCGCCUAAACCAGUUUGUGAAUGUAGUUGAAAUGGCAGUCAAGGAGUUCAAGAGCUAUGAUAACAUUGGGUUCUUUGAUUGCGAUGUCUUAGAUGAUAUAGAGGUCAUUGAAAGGUGGGCCAAAGGGGUGUUGAUGGGAGAUGUCAGAACAAGAAUUCUACUGAGAGAAGGUCGGUCGGAGCUUUUCUUGAAAAACUGACUUAUCCCAUGAAGACAUCCCAAAGCAAAUUAAUUAUUCUUAUUUUGUAUAUAGCUGGUGUCCAAAAGCUCCCUUGGAGUUCUAUGUAGUUUUCAAUGCAGUGUAGCCAUUCUCAAUUUAUUAUGCAUUUUGCACCCAGCGUUUAAUCACCAUGAAACACCAAUCACAAGAAUCCCCCCAUUCACAGUCUUCUUACUCUGAGCAGAUAUUUCCCCCAGAAGAAAUGUCUAACAGAGUGAGUACCGUCGGUGGAAACAGACAAGAACAAGAAAACAACCCUGUUUGUGUUGACGAGAAUGCAUUCCUACUACCACUUUACCGAACUGCUACAGAUAAUUUCACCAAUAGCAGUAAUG